This is a messenger RNA of Acaulospora colombiana, 367 nucleotides long. The record is from the annotation of a GenBank genome assembly. Lineage: Eukaryota; Fungi; Glomeromycota; Glomeromycetes; Diversisporales; Acaulosporaceae.
UCAAAAAUGGCAGAAUUUCCACUCCCCAUGAGCGAAGCCUUUCUGGGCACGUUCGACAACCCAGCACUGUCCCAGACCUACAGGAAAGCCGUCAUUAGACCAGCACCUUCCUCUUUCACCAUACAAAUCCAUCCACCGACGAAACAAGGUGCCAAUUACCACUAUGGAAUGCGUGUGAUUCCGCUAGACGCGCCGUCUAGCCCAGUCCAAUCCAGUGCUCGAUCUACCAGAACUACCAAAUCUGUAAAGGGAAAGGAAUACGAUCCCGCUACUAUAAGCGAUGACAUAAACAUACCUUUACCGCACGAAAAGACAUAUCUAUUUGCUCCACUUUUACUCGUGGAAAUGUUUCACCCAUAUGAUGAGC